GUGUUUUGUAUUUGUUAAGGGCAUCAUCUUCCUGACAAGGCAAUUGAUUUAGUCGACGAGGCAUGUGCAAAUGUGAGAGUUCAACUUGAUAGUCAGCCAGAAGAAAUUGACAAUCUUGAAAGGAAGAGAAUGCAACUAGAAGUGGAGCUUCAUGCUCCAGAGAAAGAGAAGGACAAAGCUAGCAAAGCCCGUCUUGUAGAUCUCAGUCUGGCCGUUGUCGGCCUUAGGAAUUGAACCGAAGUUUGCAAUUCCCAAGUCUGCCAAAAUGGAUGAAGUGGUUCUUGCAAAUGGAUUUGUUGGAAGUGUUCUCUCAGACUACUUCUGGGCACUCUGUGUUGUAUGGACAACUCCCCUCGUGGCCACUUUGGGCAUGUCACUCACUAUUCCUCUUGCUAUGUUGGCUGAUAUGGUAAUCCACGGCCGGCAUUAUUCAGCAUUAUACAUUCUUGGCUCAGCUCAGGUGUUUGCAGGUUUUGUGAUAGCUAAUCUUUCAGAUUGGAUGACAAAGAGGUUGGGAUUAUAGCACAUGAUGUUUUGUUGAUUAGUUUGGAGACAACACUUAUCCUAACUAGUUGAUUCAUUAUAGAAUUACU
This is a messenger RNA of Vicia villosa (hairy vetch), 593 nucleotides long. RefSeq lists its product as uncharacterized. Gene Ontology annotation, biological process: regulation of peptide transport. The record is from RefSeq and is a predicted model, not a curated record. NCBI's taxonomy places the organism in Eukaryota, Viridiplantae, Streptophyta, Magnoliopsida, Fabales, Fabaceae. Bases 266 to 523 code for a protein of 85 amino acids. The transcript is spliced from 4 exons.